GGAUGGUUCAAUGUUGAUGGCUGGUUAGGGUUAGGGAGGAUUUGCGGUGUUUGCCGUUUGGUGUCUUGGAGUUGUGGAGGAAAAUUAAAAGAAGAAAAUGGCUGGAAUAACACAAACUGUCUUGGGAUUUCAAAGCGUCGCUAACUUAUCUGCCAAACUAUGUCCCAAUUUAAAUGGACUAAUGAGCAUGCUUGGAGGAGCUGUUACAGUGCAAUUGAGAGAAAGAAGACUCUAUGCUCCAAUAAAUUUAGUUAGGCCACGUUACCCACUGUGGUACCUUAGGAAAGAACAUGUGAAUUAUGAAGAGGCCUUAACAGAAAGCAACAAACAGUUUAUUGAGGAAAUUGUACAUGAUAAGUUCGGCCCACCUGCUAUCAUCAGUGGACUGUCGACAUAUCAGCUGAAGACUCCCCUGCGGACAGAGGCAGUAGCCGCGGGAGAGUGGACACCAAGAACUCGUAGAACCGGUCUCAUCGGUAAAAAACUGGGAUAUCAGCCCUUGUGGGAUAAGAAGGGUAACCGGAUAGUGACCACACUGAUACAGAUCGUGGAUAAUCAUGUUGUCAAAUAUAUACCACCAGAGGAGUAUAAACCCAAACGACUAUACAAGUACAGAGAGAAGAAUAGAUUUGGCUGUUUGCUCGUCGGUGCGGAGAGUUCAGACCCUCAGAGAUAUACCAGAGAGUAUUGUGGUCUGUUCUCCGACGCUGGACUCAUGCCUAAGAAGCUUCUGGCACAGUUCAUGGUGUCUCCGGAGGCUGUGGUCCAGCCUGGCACUCCUCUCCUAGCCAACCACUUCAAAGUUGGCGAUGUUGUUGACAUCAGGGGCAAAACGGUGUAUCAAGGAUUUCAAGGAGUGAUGAAGAGGUGGGGUUUCCACGGAAUGCCAGCGACCCAUGGAGUGACCAAGACUCACAGGAGGGGAGGUAACAUCGGAGGUCCCAAGGCCAGAGUUUGGCCUGGUACGAAGAUGCCCGGUCACAUGGGCAACCGUUGGAGAAUCCACAGAGGACUCAAGAUCUGGCGGAUCAACACAAAGUACAAUGUGCUCUACGUGCAAGGCAGAGGCGUUCCGGGAGUGAUCAACAGUUACGUUUACAUCUACGAUACUCUCUUACAUCUCAGGAAAUCUAAGGAAAAACCAGAUGCUUUCCCGACGUUUUACCCAGAGGACCUUGAAGAACCUUUGCCUGAAGACAUUUACGCAGAAGAUAUACAUUCGUUUGGAGAUCCAACAAUUAUGUAUAAGACAGAAAAGUAAAUGUAACUCAGCGUUUUUGUAAAUAUCUUGUUGUAUAAUUUUAGAGUUAUUAAUUAAAACUAAUGUUUUCUAAGGCUUA
This is a messenger RNA of Homalodisca vitripennis (glassy-winged sharpshooter), 1340 nucleotides long. It is a transcript of the gene mRpL3, whose product is annotated as 39S ribosomal protein L3, mitochondrial. Gene Ontology annotation, cellular component: mitochondrial large ribosomal subunit; ribosome. The record is from RefSeq and is a predicted model, not a curated record. The transcript has 8 exons. NCBI's taxonomy places the organism in Eukaryota, Metazoa, Arthropoda, Insecta, Hemiptera, Cicadellidae. The coding region runs from base 98 to 1261 and encodes 387 amino acids. Gene Ontology annotation, molecular function: structural constituent of ribosome. Gene Ontology annotation, biological process: translation.